UCAAUUACCGCCUCUAACCUCUCGCCCGAUGUCACCGAGAAGCAGAUCAGAGAGUUCUUCUCUUUCUGCGGCCGGAUCAACUCCCUCGACAUCCAAGAGUCAGAGGGAACCCAGACUGUCGUGAUCACUUUCGCCAACCCCGCUGCUGCCCGUACCGCACUCUUGCUCCACGAGGCUCAAUUGGGUACGAACAAGGUUUAUAUUAAGUCUUCCGAUGGCGAGACCUCCACGAUCACCCCCGAGAACCUUCCUGGACCUGAUGUCGCCGCGACGGAUGCGCACACCACCGAUGUCGCACAGGAAGAUAAGCCCAAGGCUACCAUCCUCGCUGAAUACUUGUCUCAUGGCUAUGUCAUCUCUGACGUUGCCCUCCACAAGGGUCUCGAAAUCGACCAAAAGCAAGGUAUCUCUAACCGCUUUCAAUCUUUCCUCAGCACCGCCUUGGACAACCUCAAAUCCACCGCAACCCAAAUCGACUCCAAGCUCCACGUCACUGACAAAGCCACCGAGCUCGACACCAAAUACGCCAUCUCCUCCACCGCAACGAACACCGCAACUCAAGCCCAAGGCCUCUUCUCUCGCUAUUUCGAGAAAGCGAACAACCACCCCCUCGGCGCCAAAGUCCGCUCAUUCUACGACACCACCUCAAAGCAAGUUCUCGACAUCCACGCCGAGGCCCGUCGGUUGGCGGAUUUGAGGAAGGAGCAGGGUGAGGGACGUGUGUAUCAGGAGAAGCUUGAU
Messenger RNA from Saitoella complicata NRRL Y-17804, 741 nucleotides. RefSeq lists its product as uncharacterized. Gene Ontology annotation, molecular function: RNA binding. Lineage: Eukaryota; Fungi; Ascomycota; Saitoellomycetes; Saitoellales; Saitoellaceae. The record is from RefSeq and is a predicted model, not a curated record. The annotation marks the transcript as partial. The transcript has a single exon.